This is a messenger RNA of Dendroctonus ponderosae (mountain pine beetle), 1200 nucleotides long. Its product is annotated as anaphase-promoting complex subunit 11. The transcript is spliced from 2 exons. Bases 112 to 369 code for a protein of 85 amino acids. Gene Ontology annotation, molecular function: cullin family protein binding; ubiquitin protein ligase activity; zinc ion binding. Lineage: Eukaryota; Metazoa; Arthropoda; Insecta; Coleoptera; Curculionidae. The record is from RefSeq and is a predicted model, not a curated record. Gene Ontology annotation, biological process: anaphase-promoting complex-dependent catabolic process; positive regulation of mitotic metaphase/anaphase transition; protein ubiquitination. Gene Ontology annotation, cellular component: nucleus; anaphase-promoting complex.
ACCCUCAUUUGAACACUCUUUUUUAUUAUUCAUUCCUUUAAGCUCCUCAGAUCAAAUAACGGCGAGGAAGCAAGUGACUAACCGGCCGACUAGGAUGCCUUCAACCCCACCAUGAAAGUGACCAUCAAGCAGUGGAGUGGCGUGGCUUCUUGGAAGUGGGUGGCCAACGACGAUAAUUGCGGCAUUUGUCGCAUGCCCUUCGACAGCUGCUGUCCCGACUGUAAACUACCUGGGGACGAUUGUCCAUUGGUGUGGGGCCAGUGUUCGCACUGUUUUCACAUGCACUGCAUCGUCAAGUGGCUGCAGUCUCAAACGGUGAAUCAGCAGUGUCCGAUGUGCAGGCAGGAGUGGAAGUUCAAUAAUAAAUAGGCCAAAAAACGGAAAAAAUGUCCCACUUGCGCGGCUUGCCUCCGCUGCCCAAGUCUUUGUCGGGGCUCAACUUCGUGGAGGGACAUCAGCGCCCCACGCCUCCUACUCCCGUCCGAACGAGCUCGAUCCGAGCUGCGCAGCACAUCCCCAGUCGGCAACCCUCUUCCGGCUACAGCGCGCAGAGGGAUGAGAAGCAACUGGGCAGUCUGGACAGUCAGCUGGCUGUCCUGAGACGGGAGAUGUACAGCUUGAGGCAGCAGGACUUGUCGUUGUUGUCCCAGCUGUGGCUCUUGAACGAGUCCAUCCAGGACUUCAGGCAGGCGUUGCAAGACCAGCGGGUUCUCUCGCCUCUGUCGCCAUCCCCAACUGCUUCCAGCCUGGACGAUGAGGAGUUUUACAUGAGCUCCACCAGCAUGGGCUGAACUUUUCUAGUUUCGGGACUUUUCUGACUGUGUGUUGUAUUGUUAGCUUGUAGGGUUUAGCUGUUUUCGGGCAUCCGCCUGGAACCAUUCGGGUUGGGCAGCACUUUGGCUUUAAAUCCUUGUUGAGGAGGGAAAUUUUUGCACUUUUACGCACUAAGUUUCACGGUCUAAAUGUCCGUUCAAAUGGAGGAACACAGUUUUCUUUUAGUGGAACUGCAAAAGCCCCCAAAUUGGUGAAAUUGCCACCAAAUUUUUCCCACCGCUCAACAGAACAUGCACUUUUGAAGCCAAAGUGCGCGACUACUCACUAUACAGGGUGAUUCAGGGUGCAAAUCAAGCGUAAAUCUCAAUCACCUUGUAUACGGUUUUCAGUGGCUUCAGACUGCGUUUAAUAAACUUCUCAAACUGU